UUUGAUCCACGGUCACACUGCACCGAAACAAAAUAAACAAAAUCCGGCGGAGAAAGUGGCGAUAGACAAAUUGUCCGUUGAAAGCGUAUAUACAAGUGGCCAUGAUGCGCGACUGGAUGCCCGUGCUCUUUUGCGGACUGUCCGUGCCGAUUUCGUUGUUCAUGUGGCUGGGCAAUGUGGCGGUCUCAAAGUUUUGGACCAGCGACUUCGAAGAGUCUCGGGUGAUUCCGCCGGUGCGCUGGCUCUUCUCCACGCUGGCUCCCCUCGCCCUGAUGACAGUGGCUCUGCGCCGGCGGAGCGUCAGUCGAUCCGGAGCCGCAUUGGGCAUUGUAGUAGCCUUCAUCCUGUCCAUCGCCAGCCAUCCGUUCUUCGCCAGCCUGGUGGUGUUCUUCUUCAGUUCAUCGCGUGCUACCAAGUUCCGGGCGAACAUAAAACGCCGCUUCGAGAGCGAUUUCCGCGAGGGCGAGGGACAGCGAAACUGGGUGCAGGUGCUCUGCAACGGAGGCAUGGCCGCCCAACUGGCGCUUCUCUAUCUACUCGACUGCGGCAGCGGUGAGCGAGCGGUGGACUUCGCCCGGGAGUACCGAUCCAGCUGGCUGGGCGUGGCUGUGAUGAGUGCAUUCGCCUGCUGCAACGGCGACACUUGGUCCAGUGAAAUCGGUUCCGUGCUAUCGAAACGUGAUCCGGUGUCCAUCAUCACCUGGCGACGAGUUCCUCGCGGCACCAACGGCGGCGUAUCGCUGGCGGGCAUUGCAGUGAGUCUGCUGGGCGGACUGCUGGUCGGCUUCGGCUAUUUCGUCACCGUUCGCUACACUGUGGAGGCAAAAAUGCUGUUGGUCAGCCCUCCACAGUGGCCCAUCAUCGCCCUUGGCGGCAUCGCCGGGCUGUUUGGAUCCCUGCUCGACUCCAUAUUGGGUGGCUUGCUCCAGUACUCCGGCAUCAAUGCGGAGGGCAAGAUCGUCGACGCGCCCGGCAAAGGAGUGCGCCACGUGAGCGGACUGCGCAUUUUGGACAACCAUAGUGUCAACCUCAUCUCAAGCAUCGUCACCGGAGUCACCAUUCCCGUCCUCGCCCAGAAAUUCUGGCCCGUGCGUUGAUUCUGUUGGCUAUUGCUUUAUCACCUCGAAAAGGAUUACCUUCAAAGAUCAAAGCUUAUGUUUCGCCUUUAAGGCAGCAAUAUGCCGAUGUUAAAAAGUUAUAUAUUUAUCAGAGGCGGUGGACACACUACGUAUAUAUUUUUGUACAGCUUCCAUGGCUUCAAGCGAACUAACUGACUUAUGAGACUUGACUAAAAACAACGAAAUGGGCAGAUGAAAUUUAUUUUAGACUAAGGCAGCUCACCGUGUUCCUAUAUGGAUAAUUAUUUGUUUUGAAACUGCAUAAAUUCCCCGUGACUUCUCAUCUACAUGCAUAAUGUGCAAAAAAAAUAAAAUUAGGCACUAAAGCAUUUCAGUA
Molecule: messenger RNA, 1455 nt
Organism: Drosophila ficusphila
Lineage: Eukaryota; Metazoa; Arthropoda; Insecta; Diptera; Drosophilidae
Product: transmembrane protein 19
Exons: 2
Coding region: 102-1097 (331 amino acids)
Cellular component (GO): membrane
Source: RefSeq, a predicted model, not a curated record